AUUAUGCCUACAAUAAAUAAUGAUAACGAUAGACUUCAUUUCACAUAAAUUUUAGUUGUACUUUUAUUAUUUUCUGUAAGAUAGUGCUAAGUUAACCAUUUGAAAGAAAUGCAGUCGAUAAGAAAUGUUUCAAAGUCUUUUACUUUACCGAUCCCAAGGAUUUGCAUAAAAUUUAGAGGUUUAUCUUCAGCGCCAGAAAUCAGGAUCUACGAAGUGGGUCCUCGCGAUGGCUUACAGAAUGAGUCGAAGUUUGUUCCCACAGAGCAUAAAAUCGAGCUGAUCAACAAACUAGCAGCUGCUGGGCUCAAGCACAUUGAAUCAGCUAGCUUUGUGAGUCCAAAGUGGGUGAAACAGAUGAGUGAUGGCUCCGAAGUCAUGAAGAACCUGAAAAGAGUACCCGGAGUGAACUAUCCGGUCCUCAUACCCAAUUUAAAGGGCUACCAUAUUGCUAAACAAUGCAACAUAGAGGAAGUGGCAAUAUUCCCGGCGGGCUCUGAAGGCUUCUCCCAGAAGAACCUCAACUGCUCGGUGGAGGAGGGGCUGGCCAGGUUCCAGGAGGUCGCGGAGCAGGCCGUGAAGGACGGCUUGAGGGUUCGCGGGUACAUCUCCUGCAUUGUGGGCUGUCCCUACGACGGGCCUAUUAGCCCUACUGUUAUUGCUAAGAUAACCGAGCGUCUCCUCACCAUGGGUUGCUACGAGGUGUCUCUAGGAGACACCAUCGGCGUCGGCACCGCGGGCUCCGUGCGCCGCCUGCUGACUGAAGUACUGAAGGUCACCACCCCCGACAAGCUGGCCCUGCACUUUCACGACACGUAUGGACAGGGCCUGUCGAAUCUGCUGGCUGGGUUGGAUUUCGGAAUCAAAACCGUGGACUCUUCGAUAUCAGGCCUCGGCGGGUGUCCCUACGCUCGCGGCGCCUCCGGGAACCUGGCCACUGAAGACCUGGUGUACUUCCUCUACGGCCUGGGGGUCAACACCCACAUAGACCUGGUCAAGCUGGUCGAGGCCGGCCGCUUCAUAUCCAACUACCUGGGGAAACCUACCGAGUCCAAAGUUAACAGAGCUCUUGGAGACAGGUUUAAGGACCAUAAGGAUAUCGUGAGGAUCGCAGCGUGCGAUGUUUGAACUG
Molecule: messenger RNA, 1129 nt
Organism: Plutella xylostella (diamondback moth)
Lineage: Eukaryota; Metazoa; Arthropoda; Insecta; Lepidoptera; Plutellidae
Source: RefSeq, a predicted model, not a curated record